UGCAGCGUAAAUGUCUUCGCCUUCGCCAUCGUCUAAAAUGGCAGCCAGCGAAGGUUCGGACAGAGAAGGUUCGGAGUUCGGUUCGGAAGACAAAGGGAUGAUCGAGUAUUUCGGUUUGGUCUUUCAUCUCGGCGUCAAUUCCAUCGGACAUGAAUUUUGUCACCUUCGUUUUUUGUUAUUGAGAGGCCGACACGUUGAGAUGUACAAGCGAGAUCCUCAUGAGAAUCCUGGCAUUAAACCAAUCAGGAAGGGUGUCAUUGGGCACACUCUUAUGGUGGAGGAACUAGGACGUAAGAGGGUCAAUCAGCAGGAUGUUUAUGUUCUAAGAUUUUACAACCGGCUGGACGAGACAAAAAAAGGAGAAAUUGCUUGUGCUACGGCUGGAGAAGCUCGGAGAUGGAUAGAAGCAUUUGAUCAGGCCAAGCAACAAGCUGAGUACGAUCUUUCAAGAGGAAGUAGCACAAGACGGAAACUAAACUCGGGGAAUGAGCUCAACCUUGAAGGACAUCGGCCACGGGUAAGGAGGUAUGCACAUGGUUUGAGAAAGCUUAUAAGAAUUGGAAAAGGUCUAGAAACACUCCUGCAUCAAUCCUCAGAUUUGGGAGAUUUCAGAUCAGAGAGAUAUUUUGAAGGUGAUGCUGGGGAUGCUAUUGAAGCACAUGAAUGGAAAUGUGUCCGUACUGUCAACGGUAUUAGGAUAUUUGAAGAUGUGGCCGACUCCAAGAUUGGUAAAGAUGUCCUUGUGAAGGCUGUUGGUGUUGUUGAUGCAAGUGUUGACACUGUAUUCGAAGUAUUCCUAAGCCUUGACCGACAUCGGAGAUAUGAGUGGGAUAUGUUGACUAGUCACUUAGAACUUGUAGAUUCUAUAAAUGGGCACUAUGAUGUUGUCUAUGGUACAUGUGGCCCUAACCACUUGGCUCGGUGGCAAUCCAAAAGGGAUUUUGUUUUCUCUAGGCAGUGGUUUCGUGGACAAGAUGGAGCAUAUACCAUAUUGCAAUUUCCGGUUGUCCACAAGAAGCAACCUCCUAAAUCUGGCUAUCACCGUACACAAAUUAAUCAUUCCACUUGGGAGAUGAGAGGUUUGAAUCUGUCCCCAGCUUCAAAUGCUGCAAGAUGUUUGGUAACACUAAUUUUGGAGCUACCGACAUCUAGUGGCUGUUGUAUGUGGAAGAAGAAUCACUGGUCAGACUUUGAAAAGACAGUCUCCUAUGCUUUGUUGUCCCAAGUUGCAGGCCUCAAGGAAUACUUUGGAGCAAAUCCUGCACUCAGAUUUGACUCUCCAACUACUGUUGUCAAUUCAAAAGUCUCUACUUCUAGUGCAAGUGGUGAAUUUGAGGAUGAAGAAGUUGGUGAUGAAUUCUAUGAUGCAAUUGCUGCUGAUCCAUCAUCUGAAGAUGAGGAUAGCGAUGAUGACGUAGAGGAUGCCCAGACGGAUGGGAAAAUGAAGCUAAAGAAUGUCUCAUGGGCCAUCGCAAGCUUGGCCUUGAAACGGAGUUCAGUUACAGUUGCAAAUAAGGAAUUAGAUGACCACAUUCCUCCUAUCAGUAUGGAUGCAAGUCAGUAUCAUGGUUCCAUGUCCCAAGGAAAAGAUCUUACUGACACAAACUGUUGGUCUUGUCCGGGAGGACAAGGCUUUAUGAUAAGAGGAAAGACAUACUUAAAGGAUAAUUCAAAGAUAACGGGAGGAGAUCCUCUUUUGAAGCUCUUAGCUGUUGACUGGUUCAAGGCUGACAACCGAAUUGACAAUGUUGCAUUGCAUCCCAAAUGCUUUGUUCAGUCAAAAGCUGGGAAGAAACUGCCAUUCAUGUUGAUCAUUAAUUUAGAGGUUCCAGCAAAACCAAACUACAGUUUGGUUCUCUACUAUGGUGCUGAUCGGCCUGUAAGAAAAGAAUCUUUAUUGGGUAGAUUUGUGGAUGGGACUGACAUAUUCAGGAACGCAAGACUAAAACUUAUUCCAAGUAUUGUAGAGGGAUAUUGGAUGGUCAAACGUGCUGUUGGAACGAAAGCUUGCCUGUUGGGGAAAGCAGUUACAUGCAAAUACCUCAGACAAGAUAACUUUCUGGAGAUUGAUGUGGAUAUCGGCUCAUCAUCUGUCGCAAGGAGUAUCAUUGGCUUAGUCCUUGGAUACAUCACAAGCAUCGUAGUUGAUCUUGCAAUUUUAAUUGAGGCCAAGAAAGAGGAUGAGCUGCCUGAGUACAUUCUUGGUACAGUUCAAUUAAAUCGUGUGAAGCUCGAUUCUGCUGUACCUUUUGAGGUUUGAGGAACAUAUCCAUUGUCAUUGUUUCUGCUAUUCCAGUCACGGGUAAAUAGUCAUGGGUACCAGUAUUUGCAGUAGUAUUGCAUCAAUUCUACAUCAAAAUAUACUGCAUGCUGUAAUAGUGUAAAAAGAUACAUGGUGAUUCAGUUUGGUAUUCCAACAAGCUUCUGCCAAAUAUCCCUUGUAACUUAGCAAAAGAAAAUUAUGAAUAUAUCAAUAAAUACUGCCAUUCUUCCAUC
Messenger RNA from Telopea speciosissima, 2496 nucleotides. RefSeq names its product protein ENHANCED DISEASE RESISTANCE 2-like. Lineage: Eukaryota; Viridiplantae; Streptophyta; Magnoliopsida; Proteales; Proteaceae. The transcript is spliced from 22 exons. The record is from RefSeq and is a predicted model, not a curated record. Gene Ontology annotation, molecular function: lipid binding. Bases 11 to 2260 code for a protein of 749 amino acids.